Molecule: messenger RNA, 137 nt
Organism: Lichtheimia ornata
Lineage: Eukaryota; Fungi; Mucoromycota; Mucoromycetes; Mucorales; Lichtheimiaceae
Exons: 1
Source: RefSeq, a predicted model, not a curated record
AUGGGCCCAGCCACCAACCGACUUACUCGCUUAAGCGAGAAGGAAAGCACCAGCCUACGCAACACCUUUAAAGCAUUACGAUCUCACCUCCAGUGCCCAAGUUGCAACCGCAAGGACACUCUUACCCUCUAUGGCUC